This is a messenger RNA of Condylura cristata (star-nosed mole), 792 nucleotides long. RefSeq names its product alkaline ceramidase 1 (gene ACER1). Gene Ontology annotation, biological process: ceramide metabolic process. The coding region runs from base 1 to 792 and encodes 263 amino acids. The transcript is spliced from 6 exons. Gene Ontology annotation, cellular component: membrane. Gene Ontology annotation, molecular function: hydrolase activity, acting on carbon-nitrogen (but not peptide) bonds, in linear amides. NCBI's taxonomy places the organism in Eukaryota, Metazoa, Chordata, Mammalia, Eulipotyphla, Talpidae. The record is from RefSeq and is a predicted model, not a curated record.
AUGCCCAGCAUCUUCGCCUACCAGAGCUCUGAGGUGGACUGGUGUGAGAGCAACUUCCAGCACUCGGAGCUGGUGGCGGAGUUCUACAACACGUUCAGCAAUGUCACUUUCCUCAUCUUUGGGCCUCUCAUGAUAUUUCUGAUGCACCCUUAUGCCCAGAAACGCUCCCGCUACAUUUAUAUCACCUGGAUCCUCUUCAUAGUCAUAGGUCUGUUCUCCAUGUAUUUCCACAUGACGCUCAGCUUCCUGGGCCAGAUGCUAGAUGAGAUUGCUAUCUUGUGGCUAUUGGCCAGUGGCUACAGCAUAUGGAUGCCCCGUUGCUACUUCCCGGCCUUCCUGAGGGAAAGCAGGUUGCAGUUCUCACUCCUGGUCAUCAUCACCACCGUGGUCAGCACCUUCCUGUCCUUCCUGAGGCCCACAGUCAACGCAUACGCCCUCAACAGCAUCGCCGCGCACAUCCUCUACAUCGUGGUCCAGGAGUACAAGAAGACGAGCAAUAAGGAGCUUCGGCAUAUCAUUGAGGUCUCUGUGGUUUUAUGGGCUUUCGCCUUGACCAGCUGGGUCAGUGAUCGUUUGCUUUGCAGCUUCUGGCAGCGGAUUAGUUUCUUCUAUCUGCACAGCAUCUGGCAUGUCCUCAUCAGCAUCACCUUCCCUUACGGCAUGGUCACCAUGGCCCUGGUGGACGCCAGGUACGAGAUGCCAGGACAGACUCUCAAAGUACGCUACUGGCCUCGGGACACUUGGCCCGUGGGGCUGCCUUACGUGGAAGUCAUCGAUGACAAGAACUGCUGA